AUGCCGGGGUCUGACGAGGGGGAGCUGCCAAGAGGCGUGUUAACUCUGGAAAAGCAGGAAAGGCUACAUGAGAGUUCGGACACGAAGGUUCAGGAUGGAAAGGUGGAACACACAAAUAAGUCUGCAGACCCCCAGCUGGAGCCGGUCUGCACCGAAACAGCUGACCAAGCCAGUUCGGGCCCACCGGGGGAGUCGAAUUGCACUGCUUUGCCCGCUCCUUCAGAGGGGGCUUCAGAUGACAGUGAUGCCGGCAUGCAUAAUUCAGUGUCUUCAGUCCAAAUGACGGACAAUGGGCUCGAAGAUGCCGCUCAUCCAGAUGAUCAUGCGCCUGGAAGGGACGCGGAAGAAAUCGCUGCUGCAGGCUGUGAACAAAGGCCCCUCGAUGCACCUGCCCGGACAGCGGCCGCUGAGUCACCGCUAACCCAAAUCGUGACGUCAGAGAUGCCUCCCCCAGCCUUCUUGCCUCGCCAGUUACGCAUGAAGAGAAACGCCGGCAGAGCAAGUGAGCCGCCUGCGUCGGGAACGUCGGGAUAUUCGGUUUCCACCACCCGCACUGCGGCUGGUCAGACGCUCGAAGAGGGAGGGCAGCAAGAUGCAGAAGCACCAGCUGACGAUACCCAGGAAGCAGGGAACGAACGCAGCAAAGUGGACGAUGAAUUUGUCCUUUUUAUGAAGGAAAUUGAACAGCUGGACAGCCAGAGGGAGGCCCAACAGCAGGAUUCAAAUUCAGGUGGCCAGGAAGCAGUGUCGAUCGCGUCUGUACCAGAGACGCUUCCCGAUAGCCAACAGUCGUCAAGAACCAGUCCACCUGCUUCUGAGAGUCCUCAGAACAGUGCAGACCAGGGGAUAACGGCCACUGGCAUCCAUGAGCAGCAGCAGCCCCAAGAUGAUGAGGCAGUUUGGCAGGCGGUUGUAGAUGCUGCUACUGGGAAGACAUACUACUGGAAUGUAACCACUGAUGAGGUUACAUGGGAGUCGCCCGGAAGCUCUCUACAGCCCAGUGCUGCACAGGUAGACACGGGUGCCAAGCAUCAGCAACAGCAAGACCUGCGACAGUGGGCUGCAUCCACCUUUAGAUUGACUCAGGAGCUGCCAACGUGCUCGGAGAAAGUCCAGCAGCUGAUUUUUCAGCUAGAUUUCAUGGAGGAGGAGUUAGAUGCAGAGUAUGAAAGUUGCACUGUGGCUGGAGCAGCUGCUCUUCGUGAAAAAGCUGAUCUCAGUAUGCGCCUUCAACGAUUCCGUUCCAUGAGGCAGCGUCGGGAGCAACAGCGGCAUAAACGAUCACAGGAAACGAGCGCUAGUGGUUCGGAUGAUGAAUUUUUGAAGGAGUUGAUAGACCUUCAGCUUCAACAAGAUCGACGACCACAGCCUGCUCAGUGCGCGGCCUGCAAACAGCGGCUGGCGGAGUCCAGAGGAACACAGUCUCAGCAGGCAAAGGUUCGCUCGUUGGCGUCUUCGCUUGCACGGCGUCUUGGAAAUGUGGAGAAGGAAUGGGCUUCAGCAUUGUUAGCUGCACUGAAGGCUCGCUUAGAUGACUGGAUAGAUGGAGGUCUUAGUAGCAGCUUUUUUCUAAAGAGGCUUGACAAAAUGCAACAGGAUUUUCAGAAGCAUCUCUUGCAAGAUGUGGAAGCAGAAGAGCGGCACCAAGAACUUGCAUCCGUAUUCCCCUAUUCUGCUGCUGCAGCAUCUGUCUCGGCCAGCGGAACAGUGAAGUCAUCUUCGCGGAACUGCCUAGCUGGCGUGGCAGGGACAUCUGCAUUGGACAAGGGUGGCAGUGGCCGUCCCACAACUAGUGGCUCUAGAAACGCUGGUGCUAUGCAAAGAGGCAGCAGCGUCUCCAGCGAGGAGUCGACAGCACUCGGCACUGCCCCUCCUACCCCUGAAGGGCCCCCACCGACGCUUCCCGAUGAAGUGGCUCCAGCAGCAUCAGAAGCCGCAAAAGCGGGGGCAGCACCAGCAGCAGGUAUGUCGCUGGCUGUGUUCAAUAUUUUGCAGAUGGUGAAGGACCCGGAGCUUAUUCUACUCACCCCAUCGACAGGGCGGCUCGCGCAUACAGCAGCUGCUGAAAUCACUGCCAGGCUAGCCGCCCUCAAUGGCCGAAAGCGCUCUUCAGGGCGCGUUGCCACGAGGCCAUGCAGCCCAUCAGUAUCGCAGGUCCUUGGAGUGUUCAGGCAGGUUCAUGAUGCAGUGCAUAAUCAUCAACGGCAUCAUGAGACAGAUCCGAAGGCUCCUGCGGUGUCGCGGGAUGGAGCCCAAGGGUCUGCUGUCGCUGCGGCGCCUACCAAGCGGCCGCUCGGCAGCUCUGGCGUCAAAAAGCUUAGUUCUUCCAAUCCCCUUGUACGGAGGCGCAUGCAGCUCGUUGAAAAGUGGCAGAAGAGUCGGGAGAAGGAUGAAGAGUCCGACGAGGACUACGACAAACGAAAGGAGCGAUUGAAGCAAAAGAAAAUCGAAGAGUGGAAGGAAAAGGAAAUGUCGAGUCGCAGAGGGAUGCAAAAUGCGAAUUUUAUUGAAGUAACGGCGGAUUGGCGCACCUUAGUGCAGAAGAAAUGA
Eimeria maxima is the source of this 2550-nucleotide messenger RNA. RefSeq lists its product as hypothetical. The coding region runs from base 1 to 2550 and encodes 849 amino acids. Gene Ontology annotation, molecular function: protein binding. NCBI's taxonomy places the organism in Eukaryota, Apicomplexa, Conoidasida, Eucoccidiorida, Eimeriidae. The transcript has 9 exons. The record is from RefSeq and is a predicted model, not a curated record.